AUCUUUUCUUACUUUGCGACUUAACCAGAUACCCAAACUCUAAAUUCUUUGGAGUUUUGUUGUUGUUGUUGUUGUCGUGGUAAACAUCGAUCUCUAACCCCUGAACGUACUAAACAAACACUCACACGCUCUAACAGCUAUAGUGGAUAUUUCCUUACUUUGACCAUCCCCGGAUUACACAAGAGCUCAGACCACCCGUUCAUCGGAAGUCAGAUACAAGAGAAACAUGGCCCAGGUCUACCGCGAAGCCCGGUACUCCCGGGAUUCUUCUCCUUCGGGCGACGAGGGCUACAGAAGGUCAAGCUCCCGCCGUUACAAGCAGGCGCCGAGCCACAGCCAUGAGAGAGUCUAUGAACGCGAAAUUGACGUUAUCGACGAUGACCGCCAGGGUGCCCGUCUAGACGGCCGCUUCUUUGGUCGUCCCACUGGCGGCGAGCUUGUUCUUGAUCGCAGAGAUGACCGUCUCUAUCCUGACCGGCCACGAUCUACCGCCGGCCAGGGCAGUACCUACGUCGAGCGCCGGUACCGAGAGACGGAGGACUGGGAUGGCGACAACAUCCCGGACCGCGAGCGCACUGUGGUCGAGAAGCGUCUGGUUACCCACGACGACGAUGACUACCACUAUCGUCACGAUUCCAGCCGAACCAGGGACAAUGACGGAUGGGAGCGUCGUUCCUAUUAUGACGCCGAGAGAGAUGCCGAGGUGCGUGUGGAGAGAAAGGUAGAGCGCCGUGAGGACGGCUCCGAGGUCAUCCUGGAGCGCCGGAUUCGUGAACACAUCGAUCACGACCACGGUGCCGACGUCGAGAUCUACCGCAAGGAAACCGAAUACUACGAGCCUGCACCACAACCGCCCAUCGUCAUCCGUCAACGUCCCGCCGAGCAGAGGAUCAUUGUCCAAGAGGCUGCUCCUCCCACGGUGGUCCUCCGUGAGCGCCGCGAUGAUUUUGCUCCCUACGUCGUCGAGGAGACCAAGGAGGAGUACAUCGUCGAGCACAUCGAUGACCACCCCCACAGUCACAGUCACAGUCACAGCCGCCACCGUGACGGUCACCACCACUCCCACUCGCGCUCUCACCACCGCCACGAAGAUGACGAAUACUACACCCGUGUUUCCCGUCGCGACGAGCGUCGCAGCCGCAGCCGCUCCUCCUCCGCCAGCCCCCACCGCAAGCGCCACAUUGCCGAGGGCGCUCUCGCCGGCGCCGGCGUUUCUGCUCUGAUUGCCUCGCGGCGCGACAAGGAAACAGGUGAGGUAGACAAGCACCGCGGGCGCAAGAUCGUCGCGGGCGCUGCUCUAGGCGCCAUAGGCACCGAAGCCGUCCGCCGCGCCCACAGCGCCUACAAGGAACGCCACGAUGACUCGGACGACGAGCGCCACCACCACCGCUCUCGCUCACGCUCUAAUUCGCACUCCCGCAUCAAGACGGGCUUGGGCAUCGCUGCUGUGGCUCUGGCCGCUGCUGGUGCCGCCAAGUACUACGAGUCCAAGAAGGUCGAAAAGGAAGAGGCGGAGCGCGGUCGCUCUGCCCGUCGCUACAGCGAGAGUGACUACUCCCGCUCGCCCAGCCGCAAGCGGUCCAAGUCCCGCGCUGGUUCCGUAGCCAAGGCGGCCCUCGGUACCGCCGCCGCCGUCGGUGUCGUGCAGCACUACCGCCACAAGCGCAGCAAGUCCCGCCAUGGCUCGCGAUCCCGCAGCUCCAGCAGCGAUCGUAGCGGACACCACUCGAAGCUGAAGACCGGAGCCGAGAUUGUCGCCGCUGGCGUAGCCGGUGCCGCAGCCAAGAAGAUGUACGACAAGCACAAGGAAAAGAAGGAGCACUCGCGCUCGCGCUCGCGCCACGUCCCCGACCACUCCCGUGACCGUGAGUACUAUGACGACGACGACGACGACCUCGACCACAAAUACGCUCGCCGCGAACGCGUCUAUAGCAGAAGUAGGAGCAGAAGCCAAGUCCGGUCCGCAUUACCCUCUUCCUCUUCUAAUAAGAAUAACCAUGCCCGAUUCGAGGGGACCGUCGCUGAUGAUCCUGAAUUCUUAGGUUUGGUUGAGUACGGAACGAACCCCGUGCCCGUUCAGAAUGAAGAACGACAACAGCAGUCGCAUAGUAAGAGAAAGGCAGCGCUUGCUACGGCUGGAGCAGCGGCGGUUGCUGCUGCUGCUGCGGCUACGGCAGCGGCAAAGCAUGAAAGACAUAAACGCGAUAAGGAACCACCGCCGACGCCACAGUUACUAUCUGCUGUUGACGACUACGAUGAUAACGGGAUUGCCACGGGGUACGAGUCGGCGGCGGAGGAGCAGAGAGCGAGAAAGGAAGAACGCCGUCGAGAGAGGAGUAUGAGGAGGAGACAGCGAGAGAGGGAGAGAGAUGAGGAGAGAGGUGGUGCGCUGUUGGUCCCGAGAACGAGAGAGGAGGUGGAGGAGGAAGUUGGUUAUUACUCUGAUAGUGAGGAUAGCGAAGCGGAGAGGAUGAGAAGACGCAGGGCGAAGAGUAGGGACUCGAGGAUAGAGAGGGAAAGGAAAGAGAGCAGGAGUCCAGAGAAGAAGCCGGCGAGGAGUAAGAGUCGGUUAGGAAGGCUGGCUGCUGGCGCCGCGGCGGCGGGGGCAGCGGCUAUUGGGAUCAAGAAGAUGGGUGAGAAUAACAAGGAGCAAAAAGAAAAAGAAAGGGAAGAGAAGAAGGAGAAAGAGAGAGAAAGAGAGAAGAGAAGGGAUAGGGAGAUAGAGAGAGAGGAGAGGGAGAUGGGGCUGGAGGAGAGAAGAAGCAGUAGGGAUAGCGAUAGAGAGAGGAUGGAAAGACAACGGGAGAGGGAACUGGAACGUCGACGCUACGAGGAACAAACCGCUCCAUCCGACCCUUAUUACAAGCGGCGGCAACCGUCGCCUCCUCACGCGUCAGGCGGAUAUCCCCCAGUACCUCCUACACCUCCUGCUAUCGCCUCUGCUGCCGCUUCUGUUCCGACAGCUCCACCACCACAACUACAGCCGCAUCGCUUGUCAAAUGGGUUCACGCAGCUUCCGAACAUCAACUUCACUGACGUAAACAAUAUCCAAACACCAUACCCGACGGGGCCGGAGGCGAUGCCGAUGCCUGUACGGGGACCAGCACCAGUUCGACAACAACCGAUCCAGCAACCACAGCAGCGAUAUGAACCAUACAAUCCACGAGAAUACGUUGCUAGCUAUUCUCCACCUCCUCCAGGUCCCGAAGUACCAUCGGUACUUGUCCCGGGCAAAGGCGCUUCAGCUGCCGCUGCAGCACAACCACCUCCCGCUUCUGCUUCCCAGGGAGUCCCUUCCCCGCAAGAUGUUCCCCCAGCACUGAGGGCUCCCCAAGGGGUACCCGCCUCGCUGAUGGUGGGUGCGCCAUCGCAUCUUUCGCAGUCGCAGUCGCAGUCGGUGAUUGGGAGGAACCGUCCUGAAGAAGUGAGUAUCAGAUCUUCUAGAGAUUUGCCAAGGUCUCCUACUACGGGUUUGGGUGAUGAGAGGAUGAGGGAAGGCCGAGAAAAGCGCCACCGCCGCCGCUCGAUGCACAUGUCUAGGUCAAGGCCUAGGCGGUCGAGAGGUGCUGGUGUCGUUGACGUCGGUGCCGAUAGUGGCAGUGGCAGUGGCAUGAUAAGAGAGAAGGAUGGUCUAAGUCUAACCACCGCUCUCCACCCUCCCACACCAACCGACUCUUCCUUUUCCUCUUCUUCUUUCUCAGAACCCGAGUCUCCCCACACCCCAAGUUCUACCCCCAAAGAGAAAUCCGUAACCUUCAUCCCCCUCUCCCCCAAAUCCUCUCAGACCCUCCAGCGCCACCACGAAGAGCAAAUGGCCAAAGAAACCGCCAAGCGCAUAACCUCGGGCUCGGGCGUCGACCCCGAUAAAGAUACCUCUGACAUCUCGGACUUUGAAGACCGUCUCGACAGAGAACUCAACGCUUUGGUGCCCGCUAAAUACCGCUCUUCUUCUUCUUCUUCUACUACCCCUGUCCAUGUUCCUGAAUCUUCCUCCUCCUCCAACGCUUUAUCUCGCCGUGACCGCUCUCCUUCAACCCGUCACAAGGACGACUUCAACACCGACAGCGACGCAACCCUCGAAAUCCUCCCAGACCGAUUCACACCCGACGGCCAACCGUUGGAUUCUCGUGAUCCCCGCGAUGGUAAACUUCAUUCGAGAAGAGGCGAGUUCCUCUACCAUGAUCACCACGGGAACGGACUCAAGCAGAUCGCUGGUACGGGACAGUGGGGUGUCAGCGGGACGGACGCGCAGGCGGUAGACAGGAUCGUGAGGAAGGUGGAGGGGGUGUUGGAGGGUAAAGGAAGUUGGGCGGGGUUGGUCAUGGGGUUGUUGAGUGGACGGUUGAUGGAGGGUAGUGAGGUGGGAGUGGAAAGUUCAAAGCCGAAGAGGAGGAGCAGGAGGAGGUUGGGGAUGGCGAAACUUGGGGUUUAACGGGUGUGAUGUGUGGUGGUGCUGGAUGUCUGACGAGUUGAUGUUGGGUACCUAAGUAUGGUGUUGAUGAUGGAAUGGUUGAUGAUGAUGGACGAAGAUGAUGGAUACCGAUGGGAUGGGAUGGGAUGGGAUGGAAUGGGACGAUGACUGAUGAUGAUUAAUGAUCAUUUUCUUACUUUGUCAUUUCUUUCUUUUCUCUCAGUUUCUUUCUUGCUUUGGAUACUCUUCUUUAUGAUUUUACCUUUUGAUGACUUGCUAUUUAGAUACGACGUUAUGUUUGUUUCCAU
Neurospora crassa OR74A is the source of this 4719-nucleotide messenger RNA. RefSeq lists its product as hypothetical. The transcript is spliced from 3 exons. Lineage: Eukaryota; Fungi; Ascomycota; Sordariomycetes; Sordariales; Sordariaceae. The coding region runs from base 227 to 4432 and encodes 1401 amino acids. The record is from RefSeq and is a predicted model, not a curated record.